Messenger RNA from Hyalella azteca, 1624 nucleotides. RefSeq names its product zinc finger protein 706. NCBI's taxonomy places the organism in Eukaryota, Metazoa, Arthropoda, Malacostraca, Amphipoda, Hyalellidae. The transcript has 3 exons. The coding region runs from base 211 to 444 and encodes 77 amino acids. The record is from RefSeq and is a predicted model, not a curated record.
AGGGAACAAAAUUUCUCCGCUGUUUCCCACGUGCUCUGACUGCUCUCUAUUUUAAAGAAUGGAACGUGGGACGGAUGAAGUGAAAUCGGUUCGCAGUCUGCAGCUGCUGUUCAAGCGAUACAGGUGCUGGUGCUCGUCACCGACGCAAUUCAAUUAAAAGUUUCGAAGAAUUUGUCAUUCGAUUGUAUUAGUUCACCAGUUGAAUCAGAAAUGGCUCGAGGUCACCAAAAGGCACAGUCACAAGCAAAAAACCAGGAGAAGCAAAAGGCAUUGAAGAGCAAGCAGGGACACAGUGCCAAUGAACAGAAGAAGGCAGCUGCAAAGGCACUCACUUUCCAGUGCCCUGUGUGCAGGGGCCUGAUGCCAGACCCCAAGACUUUCAAGCAGCACUUUGAGAACAAGCAUCCUUCCUCCCCCAUGCCUGAGGAGAUCAAAGAUGCUUGAUGGCUCUACAAAGUAGCUCUGUGCUGCCAACCGGGAGAACGAUGUUAUGUUCAAUGUUUUUCUACUUUCAUUCAUAUUAUCAUCAGUUUUUUUCCUGCUCCACCUUUAGCUUUAAUGUUAUUACUUCUUCUCGUGGUCACAUAUGAUCUACAUUUCAGUGUUGUCUUCAUGGUGUUGUCGUGUGUAGUUUGCGUGGAUUCUAGCUUAUCUGCUGGUGGUUGUGAUAUAAUGUCUCUGGCUACUCUUCUGAGUUGUGGCACUUGGACUAACAAUUUUUUUCGUAUUUUAGGAGAUUUCUGGAGACAAAUUUGGAUUGUUCUUUGUAUGUCCAAUAACACUUCAUUGCUCCUUUUUAUUUUCACUGAUCAUCUGCUCAAAUCAACUUUCCAUUCCAUCGCUGGGGCUGACUUAGCCGUAAUUGAUAGACAUUGUAAAGUUUUUGAUGAGAUUCUCCGGAUUGUAAUUCAGAGUAGAGGAAUUAGGCGGUGGAUUUUUCUCCCAUGUAGAUCAUUCUGGAGCGUCUUGUGUUUCUCUUCUUGUCUAUCUUGCCAAUCAUUUCAUACCAGACAUGGACUCUUAUAAUGAAAGCCUGGUUUUCUCAUCAAAGUUCAAUUUCCGAGUUCAAAGUUGAAUUAUGUCUUCUUCUAAAUAAAAAAUGACUCGACUAUGCGGAAUACCAAUUGAACGAUCGAAUAUUUUAUGCAUUUCUAGGAGUAAACUUGUUGUAGAUUGCAUGGUUGGUGAGGCUUGUCUGGCUAACCUAAUGUUUCCUUGUGACUCCCUUGUUCAUCAGUUAUCAUUGUUUAUGUAUCAUCAGGAAUGUCAGAUGUCCAUUACAGUCUACAUUUCCGUUAAGAUAUGCAAUUUAUUAUCUUGAUGCUUUCCAAGGCUCACUGACUCCUGACUUUUAAUUUUUGAAACUACAGUAUUUUUUUUACCUGGAUAUUGACACGAUUGACGCAGAAGUGUCUUCAAGAUUUCUAAUGGUCCUUUUAUAUAACUUGGAUAAUUUCAUGAUGAAUGCCAAAUUUUGUCCUAGAAGGCAAUUUUUAAUCAGAAAAUAUGUACUUGUCGAUUCCUGGCUAAAUGAUUGCUCCUGUGAAUCUGAUUUCAAUUUUCAAUGAAAUUAAGGCCAUUAAUUCCACUUACUCAGAUCGAGCUGAUUAAAUUUAAAAUUUGC